Molecule: messenger RNA, 1895 nt
Organism: Gambusia affinis (western mosquitofish)
Lineage: Eukaryota; Metazoa; Chordata; Actinopteri; Cyprinodontiformes; Poeciliidae
Exons: 4
Coding region: 211-1140 (309 amino acids)
Molecular function (GO): serine hydrolase activity
Source: RefSeq, a predicted model, not a curated record
GACAGCAGAAUAAGAAGCCACCCAGUGGCAAAGAGAGAGGCGUAAACAGCGGAAGUCCGACUCAUUAAAUCAAAUGUUGGACUGUUUCAAUUGGUUUUGCACCGUUAGUGGGAAUGCCCUCCGGAAAAUAGCUCCUCGAUAAUUAAAGCAUCUUUCGGACCAAAUUGAACAGGUUAGUUAACUAGGCAACAAAAACAGGGAACGGUUUUCAUGCGAGAUUUGAGCAGGAGACCAAACAUGUGUACUUGCUGUCUUUUCAUUCGACACCGACGCAUUAGAGCUGGAGCUAGGAUUAUGAUAGCCAGGACAAGUCUGAGCAGAGGCAUCACUGCCCACCGCCUCUGUAAGAACGUCACCUUGUACCUGAAUGAAUUAGCCUCUCCAGGCGCAAGAGUUCAGAGUCAGACCCCUGAGGACCAUAAACCCCUCAUGCUGAUGCUGCCGUGGCUCGGAUCACGACCUCAAGCUGUGACCAAAUACUGCGAAAUCUAUUUUCGGACUGGUUUUGAUGUGCUUGUGGUGGAAAGCGAGGUGAAAGACUUCCUGUGGCCUCGCUGGGGACUGGACCGUGGAAAAACAUUGCUGGAGUUGCUCCAGAGUGAACGCUUUAUGUCCCGCCCCCUCCUCAUUCAUGCCUUCUCCAUUGGCGGCUACACGUUUGCUCAGCUGCUGGUCCGUAUCUCCCAAGACAAACAGCAAUACCAGGCAGUGACAAACAGGAUCAAAGGCCAAGUCUAUGACAGCUUGGUGGUGGGCUCACUCGAGCACAUGGCCACAGGUCUUGCCAAAACUUUGUAUCCUCGUUGGGAGAGGCUAAUAAAACAAGCCAGCAUGCUAUACUUCUGCAUUUUUAAACGCCAGACGGUGGACUACUUCAAUACAGGCAUCGAUGCAUUUUAUAACACUCCAGUCAAAGCCCCGGCAUUGAUAUUCUUCUGUGAAAAUGACCUGCUGAGUCAUGCACCAAGUGUGGAGAAAUUAGUGGAUUACUGGCAGAAUCGUGGGAUGGACGUAACGACAAAGAAGUGGGAAGUUUCAACACAUGCUGGUCAUUUACGGCGACAUCCGCAGGAAUAUCUGAGCACUUUAAACGCAUUCCUACACUCACUCCACAUCGUUCCGCUGAAGGCCAAGAUGUGAGGCUGUUCUUGGCUAAAUUCAAAAUACCUCAGUUGUACUUCCUGUGCUUAGUUACUUUAGCAGCUAUGGAUUUUUAAAUAAAUUUGAUUUAAAUCACAGCUCAAAUGUCUUUAAAAAUUGGGUUCAGUUGUUCUGAUUAAAAAAAAACAAACUGUGAGUUCAUCACUCAGAACACAACCACUGUGGCUAUCAUAAGUAAUACUGUGAAACAGCAGCGAAGAACACAGCAAGACUUCAUGUUUUUUUUUUAUUCUUGUUUUUUUUAAGUUAGAUUGCCAGAGCAUCUUUGUUGAACAGAAAGCUACCAUUGUCACUCUUUUCAAUUCAAUAUUUCUUUUAAAGCUGACAGACGAGAUUCAAGCACAUUUCCCUUUCUCAAGAUAUCAGGUUGGAAGUCGGCUUUUGCUGAGUAGAAACGGUGAAUCUGCAGCUAUUCUUCAUCUUUUGGACAUUUAUCUUAGCUACACAUUCUCUGCAUUCAUUCCGGAAACUGACGCAAAAAUCAUGUUCGGUGUGACAGCCUUGAAGUACAUUUCAGACUUGAUUUCCUCAUUACUUUCCACUUGGACAACUCUUGCUUAUUUGUGGUUAAAAACAUGUUGUUUAUUGCAAUGUACGUGUGUUUCAAUAUAUUUUAUAAUCAUGACAUCAUAUAUUCCUAUGAGAAUUAUACUUUACUGAGCUGUAGUGCCUUUCAAGCUUGAGCGAUGUUUUUGGUCCUAGUAUGUAAAGAACACAACUUCUUUGAACUUGAA